AUGACGCUCGAAGUAGCAACACAUAUUGGUCAGCAAGCGACACGGACGCCACGCAACGAUGCCGCCGAGACGAGGAGUCACCACAUGAUGCAAUUGGUCAAGCGAAACCUCAAGGAGUGGCUUGUUGCGUACCUCCAAUCGAAGAAAAACGACGCUGUGGCUUUCAACAUCUUCCGCUCCCUGCUCUCGCAGUUUGCGCAGAGGCACCGUUUCCUUCAUUGCACCCCGUGCGUCAACAAGGUGACACAAACCGUGCUGGACAAAGCUUGGUUGGGGUACGCAGAGUCGUUUUGGGUCAAGUAUGUAGAGUACGACAGACGCCAGAUUCUCAAAGUGGACGAGACGGCUGUGGUUUCAAAAGGCCAAAAGCACUUUGAGCGCCUCGCAGCCGUGCUGACCGUCCAAGCAGAUGGUAAGAAGCUUCCGUUGCUGUUCAAAUUCAAGGCGAAUCCUGGCGGGAUGAUUGAGAGCAAGGAGAUUCCGAGUUUCUUACACGUCUAUGCUGUGCAGGAGAACGCCUGA
Molecule: messenger RNA, 522 nt
Organism: Aphanomyces astaci
Lineage: Eukaryota; Oomycota; Saprolegniomycetes; Saprolegniales; Verrucalvaceae
Exons: 3
Coding region: 1-522 (173 amino acids)
Source: RefSeq, a predicted model, not a curated record